AUGUUCUCUGCCAUGCUGAUGGACGCUUACCGUGAUGAAGGCCCCGGGAUCUGCAUCGCCUACAGGACGGACGGUCACCUUCUCAAUCAACGGCGGAUGCACUUCCAAUCCUGCGUAUCCACAACCACCGUUCACGAACUUCUCUUCGCCGACGACUGCGUCCUCAACACCACCUCGGAAGAGGAGACGCAACGCAGCCUGCACCUGUUCCCCGCCGCCUGCGAGAACUUCGGUCUGGUAAUCAACACACAGAAGACGGUGGUGAUGCAUCAACCGCCACCCAACAUCGCCUAUCCUCCCAACGCGCCGCCGCAAAUCAGCGUGAACGGAACCCAACUGCAAGUGGUGGAGAACUUCCCGUACCUGGCAGUACCCUCUCCCGUAGCACCAAAAUCGAGAGUCGUUUAUCACACCAAGGGCACUUUCAAACAAGUCAACUUUGUCAAACUGAGAGACGAUCCUGUACGCGAGUGGCCGAAUACGCAACAGCGGGUAGGAGCAAUGACCCCAGCUUCGAAGUCGCGGUUCAUUUGA
Molecule: messenger RNA, 534 nt
Organism: Spirometra erinaceieuropaei
Lineage: Eukaryota; Metazoa; Platyhelminthes; Cestoda; Diphyllobothriidea; Diphyllobothriidae
Source: the annotation of a GenBank genome assembly